This is a messenger RNA of Ictalurus punctatus (channel catfish), 5544 nucleotides long. It is a transcript of the gene pde6b, whose product is annotated as phosphodiesterase 6B, cGMP-specific, rod, beta. Gene Ontology annotation, molecular function: 3',5'-cyclic-nucleotide phosphodiesterase activity; protein binding. Gene Ontology annotation, biological process: retina development in camera-type eye; signal transduction. The transcript has 22 exons. Bases 294 to 2858 code for a protein of 854 amino acids. Lineage: Eukaryota; Metazoa; Chordata; Actinopteri; Siluriformes; Ictaluridae. Gene Ontology annotation, cellular component: photoreceptor outer segment membrane. The record is from RefSeq and is a predicted model, not a curated record.
UAAAGACUUAAAUAAGUCUGUUGAGGCAGUGGACCCCAGCUUUGCUGCUGAUCACCUGAUCAGUUUUGCAUGAGCAGAUCCUUAUUCACCUUCAACACUAUUAGGGAAACACCUUGCUGACGGUUGGCUAGGACGCCCCUGCUGCUGCAGGUAUCACUGUCAGUCCCUCUUUUUCUCCACAGCUUCAUAAUUAUGCAUUGCAAAAUAUAGCUUUUUAUUAUUUUUUUUUAAGUUUUAAGUCAAGACCAGAUUUGAACCUCGUUUGAACCUCUUGCGGUGCUUACAAAGCGAAGAUGAGCAUCAAAAACGAAGAUGUGGAGAAGUUUCUAGAUGAAAACCAAGAGUUCACGAAGAGAUACUUUGCAAAAAAGCUCAAACCUGGAACUGUGGCAUCCAUCAUGAAAGUCCCAGAGUCCAAAGUGGAUUUGGACUCUUUUGGGAUGAUGUGUCAGGUGGAGGAAGGCGCAAUAUUCUUCGAUUUGAUCAAAGAGAUGCAGGAGAACGUCAACAUGGAGAAGGUGAUCUUCAAAAUCCUGAAGCGAGUCAGUGCUCUGAUCCAUGCUGACCGAUGCAGCCUUUUCAUGUACAGACAGAGGAAUGGCAUCGCUGAAUUGGCCACUCGACUGUUUAACGUCAAUGCUUCAUCAAAGAUGGAAGACUGUGUGGUUCCACCAGACUCUGAGAUUGUCUUCCCUCUUGAUAUCGGAAUAGUCGGGCAUGUCGCCCAAACUAAGAAACACAUCAAUGUCAAGGAUGUUAAAGAGAAUAGCUACUUCAGUACGUUUGUUGAUGAGCUGACAGAAUACACCACCCGCAACAUCUUGGCUACUCCCAUCAUGAACGGCAAAGAUGUGGUGGCGGUCAUCAUGGCAGUCAAUAAAAAUAACGGACCCUAUUUCACAGAUGAGGAUGAAGAUCUUUUUUUAAAGUAUCUCAAAGUUGGCACGUUGAACUUGAAGAUUUACCACCUGAGCUAUCUGUACAACUGCGAGACACGUAAAGGCCAGCUGCUUUUGUGGUCCGCUAACAAAGUGUUCGAGGAGCUCACGGAUAUCGAGCGUCAGUUCCACAAAGCUUUGUACACAGUACGGGCAUACCUCAACUGUGACCGCUACUCUGUCGGUCUGCUGGACAUGACCAAGGAAAAGGAGUUCUUUGAUGUCUGGCCUGUGUUGAUGGGAGAGCAAGCACCAUACUCUGGUCCCGUCACUCCAGAUGGGAGGGAAAUCAUUUUCUACAAAGUCAUUGACUACAUUUUACAUGGAAAAGAGGACAUUAAAGUCAUACCAAAUCCACCUCCAGAACACUGGGCACUGGCUAGCGGCCUACCCACCUACGUAGCAGAAAGUGGCUUUAUCUGCAAUAUCAUGAACGCACCUGCAGAGGACAUGUUCAAAUUUCAGAGCGAGGCACUCGAUGAAAGCGGCUGGACCAUUAAAAAUGUGCUGUCUCUGCCAAUCGUCAACAAAAAGGAAGAAAUUGUUGGAGUGGCAACUUUCUAUAACAGGAAAGAUGGCAAGCCAUUUGAUGAGCAGGAUGAACAACUAAUGGAGGCUUUGACCCAAUUUCUGGGCUGGUCGGCGCUCAACACAGACACCUACGACAAGAUGAAUAAACUGGAGAACAGGAAAGACAUCGCCCAGGACAUGGUGCUGUACCACGUCAAGUGUCGAGAUGAUGAGAUUCAGGAUAUCCUUAAAACCAGGGAGUGUUUCGGGAAAGAACCAAAGGACUGUGAAGAGGAUGAACUUUGGCAGAUCCUGAAGAAAGAACUUCCAGGGAAAAAUAAAUUUGAGAUAUACGAGUUCCGGUUUUCCGACUUUGACUGCACAGAACUGGAUUUGGUGAUGUGCGGCAUCCAAAUGUACUAUGAAGUUGGUGUUGUGAAGAAGUUUCAGGUCCCUCAGGAGGUUCUAGUGCGGUUCAUGUACUCAGUGAGCAAGGGCUACAGAAGGAUCACCUAUCACAACUGGCGCCAUGGCUUCAACGUUGGACAAACCAUGUUCACAUUACUAACGACAGGGCAGCUGAAGCGAUACUACACAGAUUUGGAGGUCAUGGCUAUGAUCACUGCUGGAUUCCUACACGAUAUUGACCACAGAGGCACCAAUAAUCUGUACCAAGUGAAAUCCCAAAAUCCAUUAGCAAAGCUUCAUGGUUCAUCCAUUCUGGAGAGGCAUCAUUUAGAAUUCGGCAAGUUUUUACUUGGAGAUGAGUCUUUAAACAUUUUCCAAAACUUGAACAGAAGGCAGACGGAGCAUGUUUUCCACCUAAUUGACAUCGCCAUUAUUGCAACUGACCUUGCCUUGUAUUUCAAGAAGAGGACAAUGUUCCAGAAAAUUGUGGAUCUUUCUGAGACGUAUGAGGACGAGAAGAAAUGGGUCGAUUUCCUUUCUCUGGAAACGACAAGGAAGGAAAUUGUAAUGGCCAUGAUGAUGACUGCUUGUGAUCUGUCAGCCAUCACCAAACCAUGGGAAGUUCAGAGCAAGGUGGCACUCUCUGUAGCAGCUGAAUUCUGGGAGCAGGGUGACUUAGAGAGGACUGUACUUGAGCAACAACCCAUUCCCAUGAUGGACAGGAACAAAGCUGCAGAACUCCCUAAACUUCAGUGUGGUUUUAUAGACUUUGUCUGCACUUUUGUCUACAAGGAGUUCUCACGGUUCCACAAGGCCAUCCAACCCAUGUUCGAUGGCAUCCAGAACAACCGAAAAGAGUGGAAGGCUUUACAGGAGGCGUAUGAGGCGAAGCUAAAGGAGGCUGAAGAAGCAGCCAAGGCGAAAGCAGAAGCAGAAGCAGCCAAAAAAGCUGCUGCCAAUAACCCAUCAUCAUCGGGGUCCAAGACCUGCUCAAUCUGCUAGAACUGAAUGGCCAUUAGAGAAGGCAAGGUAUGUUAGGGAUUCAACACAGCCACUGAAAUGGAUGGCACAUGGUGAGAGUGGCCUCACCCCAGAACAGAGGGACGCUGGGAAACACUGAGCAGGACAAUGUAUCACAUGCUUCCAGUAUGCCACUAGACCAACUGGGGCCUGACAACAAAUUUCUGUAGACACAAACCAAGGUGACUGAGUUUUGCCUCCGGUUUGUACCAUCAUUGGGUUGUAGUUUUUGGUUAAAUCCAUUCUCGUUGUUAUGUCACAUGAUCACUGAGUCUUGUAUGUUCUUGAGCAAAUCCAUAAGUGGAGUGUGUCUAUUGUGAAGAUUAGGCAUCAAAUAUGAUAGCUAUGAGGUGAUACUUGUUGCUUCUUUUUAAAGUACAUAUACCAGUUCUUACUAUUGUUCAAGGAAACAAGUGUGUUAUAUGAGCUGUGUUCCAGUCUUACGAGUUGCAUGCUUUAAAGGCUCCUGUGUCAUUGGGCAGCAUUUUACCUGAAAGGCAACCUUGGCAGGCAUCAAGUUUGGGUCACAUCAUACAUCAUUUCUGAAAGCAUCUGAGAAUGGAUCCCAAACUAGCUGCAGCUAGUGAUGGAUGACAAACGUGUUGGUAAGGUGUUGGUCCACCACGAACCACUAGAACAGCUUUAAUUUUCCCUGGCGUAGAUUGUACAAGUCUCUGGAACUGUACUGGAGUGAUAAACACUGUUCUUCUAAACGAUAUACCCAAAAAGAUUUUGGAUAUUUUUGAUGAUGGUAGUGGAGAGCACUAUAAAGUCAACUUUACACUGUGCUAUUUUGGGUCUGAUUUUACUGUCACAGACAAAAAAAGUCGCACAUUGUAAAAGAAUUCUUUGGGCGUGGGAUGAGACAGCCGAUCUAGUGCCACUGGAACAAGACGGCUAAUGACAAAAUUCUGACAGCGUCAGAAGGUUUUUUUUAUUAAACGAUCCCGGGAAACACCACACCCAUCAGGAAAUGUUUUAUUUUAGGAAUAAAGGGUUUGCAGUGACAGUUCCCUUUAAGCGAACAAGUGGACCCAAGCCAUGCCUGCAAAAAUAAACGCCCCCCUCAGCAUAUCAGAGCCACUCUUAUUUCCUUUCAUUUGUUUCCCGACCGUAUGUUUCUGGUAUUGAACACAACUAGGCUACUCUUUGCUUAAAAGCAUAGCUAGAUAGCGAACUCAAUAUCCACAAAUUAACACAUUUGAGCGCAAAAAUAAAUGCUAGUUACAAGUUACAGUAUGCAGUUCAUUUAUACUGUAUAUCCAAACUGUGUUCCUCAUCAGAGUGACAGUUUGGUACUUGUUGCACUAUUUUCUGGUGCUCUGAUCUGACUAACAGAAUGAUGGGAUUAUCUAGACCAAGAAGGAGAUGCAGAUGCUGUCCAGUCCUCAAAUUUGUACCAGCAUAAAGAACUCAGAGAGUAGCAUGUAAUUGCUGCUAACAAUGCUAAAAAUGCUGCCUGCCUAGGUAACUGCCUUCCAGUGGAACACAAUAAUGGUCUCAAGACCCACAGAGUUCUCCAAAAUAUAGAUGAAAUGUAUAUGUAAUGACCCAAAAAACAAACAAACAAGAAAAAAAAACCCGAAUAUGAGUGAGUAGUGACUAACAAAUGUGCUCAUGAUAUGUGCUUGUUUAUCAGUCUACAUCACUAGAAUCAUUUUAAUAGCAUCAUUUUAAUGUACUUUCUAUGAAUUUCCAUCAUGGCAUUACAUCAAGUGCUACCAUACGUGUGCUUUUUCAUACGUGUGAGUUUACACUUGUGAAGGAAUACCAGUGCCAGUGGCCUUCAUACCUCUACUCAUAUCUCAUUUCUAUCAACUGUCUUCUCAGCCAACUUGUAAUGACACUAAACUUACAGACGUUAUGGCUGUGUGUGAUAUCGUGAAGAGUAUUUAAAAAGCAGUACAAUGUCUCUAAUUUUCCAGCGAUGUUUAAGGAGGACGAAGUGUCUUUCCUACAGUAGGAACAUCUACAAAAAUUUGCAGACAUCGAUUGUAAAUCUUAAUUAUGUCAAUGAACCAAUUUGACUACUUCAGGUUUAGAAUGAAAGCAUGGCAUUAUGGUAUAUUGGUAUAUUAUGACAAUUAACUUAAGCUAGUUUAUUUUACGUAGAGUAAACAGAAUACGGAACAAUCCAUUGUUCAGAAAAGGUCUUGACUUGAACGGGAUAAAUCAGGGGUCCAUGCACCAGAGGUGCUGGGACUCUUUUGUUUUAAUUAGGAUUUUUUUGGUUGGUUGUGUUGCUUUUAUGGGUGCUGUUACAUAUGCAGUGUUUAGUCUGUUUGAAUGGAAACCUGGUGUGUUCUCCCACUCGGUGCAGUUCUUUAGGCAGGUGAGAACACAGCAAUCACACGUAGGUCCGAGUGAGUGUUAACGUGAAAGGCUUUGGAUCCACUGCGACCCUGACCAGGACAAAGCGCUUACUGAAAAUGAACGAACACGGCGCUGUGUUCUUUGUGCUCAGGUGAUUUUUCUGAUUUAUACACACACUUGGUAAAACUUUGUUUAUCUUUUUUUCCAGCACCGUAUUUUGGAUCAAAGAAAGUUUAUUUUAUUUAUUUUUUUUAAAUGUAUGAUUAUGUAGUAAUUAUGUGCAGUUUGGAACCAAAUCAAAUAGCAAACGCUCUGAUUCAAACUCAACAAAAAGACUGAUAGGUGUCUAAGCGCC